Messenger RNA from Drosophila subpulchrella, 675 nucleotides. RefSeq lists its product as uncharacterized. The record is from RefSeq and is a predicted model, not a curated record. The coding region runs from base 23 to 643 and encodes 206 amino acids. Lineage: Eukaryota; Metazoa; Arthropoda; Insecta; Diptera; Drosophilidae. The transcript has a single exon.
UUGACUAAGGACCGAGGAAGAAAUGCCGCUUAACUGGUACCUAUUAAAAACGACCGGGUCGAUGACCAGGGUCAACACCUACAUUCGAAAGUUCACGGAGGGAUCAGAGCGCAGCGGAGUCCUCAGCACAGCCCCAAAAGUUGCGAAGAAAAAAUCUACCUCUUUCAAGAUCUCGGAAUUGGAUCGCAUUUCAUACCUUUCAUCUUCCUCUCGAAGAAGCAGGGGGAUAAGCAACCGUUCCGGUCAGUUAAAAGAGCCCAAGAGUCCCCAAAUAAUGGAAACCUGUCCGUUGAAAUCCAAUUCCAUUCCCAAGAAGGAGCCUGUUGUCCAGGAUUCUCCACGCAUGCGGGAGUUUUUUAAUGAGGUGCGACAACGGGAGCUCAAGAACUACUAUCUACAGAUGAAGGCCGCUCAAAGGGUUCCAGUUUUGUCCCAUUUGUGUUCAGAUUGUGGUCUGCCAAAGCGUGAUAGGAAGGAUCUUACCCAGAAUAUUUACUGCACGGGGGAUGAGAACUUGAGGCGGAGUAAAACUCGGUGUGGUGAUCGGUAUAAGGAUCUUACUUGGUUGUGGAACUCCUCUUUGGUAUAUCCCAACUCAGGAAUGAGUUGUGGAUGUCGAAGAAGUGUUUCCAACCAUGUGUGAUCUUUAUUCACAGGUCAUUGUACGAAAUAUGU